AUGGACUUUCUUGAGAAUGCUGAGAAACAUGAAGCUGGUCUGUUUGGGGUUGGCGGCUACACUAGUUGUUAUAGAAGAUUUAGUACGAAAACAAAUAAAGCUCGGGAAGCUGUUCAGAUUUAUAAACCAGGGCAGAAAUUACAUGGUUACACAGUUAAACAGUUAGUAGAUAUUCCAGAAUUAUAUUUAACAGCUGUAACUUUAAAACAUGAUAAAACACAGGCACAACAUUUACAUGCUGCUAGAGAGGAUGAUAAUAAUUUAUUUAGUGUUAGUUUUCGAACGACACCGAUGGACAGUACAGGAGUACCACACAUCUUAGAACACACAGCAUUAUGUGGUUCAAAAAAAUACCCAGUGAGGGAUCCAUUCUUUAAAAUGUUGAGUCGCUCAUUGGCUACAUUUAUGAAUGCAUUUACAGCUGAUGAUUGGACGAUGUAUCCAUUUUCAAGUCAGAAUUAUCAAGACUUUCAGAAUUUAUUAUCUGUUUAUAUGGAUGCUGCUUUUUACCCAGAAUUAAGGGAACUAGAUUUUUUUCAAGAAGGGUGGAGACUUGAACACGAGGAUCCAGCCAAUCCAAAAUCACCAAUUAUAUUUAAAGGCAUUGUUUAUAAUGAGAUGAAAGGGGUUUUUUCUAGUUCCAGAAGUAUAUAUACACAAGAAGCAUAUAAUAAAUUAUUACCCAGUCAUACAUAUGGUGUGGUGUCAGGUGGUGAUCCUAAAUAUAUAACAGAUUUAACAUGGCAACAACUUAAAGAUUUUCAUGCCUCGCAUUAUCACCCUAGUAAUUCACGCUUUUUCACGUAUGGUAACUUUCCACUAGAGGAUCAUUUACAGUUCAUUAAUGAUAAGUAUUUACAACAUUUCAAUCAAAUAUCCGUCAACACUUCUGUACCAUUUGAACCUCGAUGGACAAAUUCGAGAAAAGGUAAAAUAGAUUGUGCACCUGAUCCACUUGCUGCAGAUCCAAAUAAGCAGACAACAGUUUCUGUCAGUUAUCUUCUAGGAGAUGCAACAGAUAGUUUUGAAGCUUUCACCUUGUCAAUUAUAGGACAUCUUUUAGUAGGAGGAGAAACAUCACCAUUUUAUAAAUCUCUUUUAGAAGCUAAUAUUGGAAAUGAUUAUGCACCAACUCUAGGGUAUGAUGGCUAUAGAAAAGAGAGUGUGUUUUCUGUAGGCUUACAAGGAAUAGCAAAGCAAGAUGAAGAAAAAGUGUUUCAGAUAAUCUCAGAUACCUUUGAUAAAGUCAUUAAAGAUGGUUUUGAACAAGAAAGGAUAGAUGCAGUGUUACAUCAAAUUGAACUUGGUCAAAAACAUCAGAGUGGGAAUUUUGGUUUGGGUUUAUCAAUGGCAGUAACAUCUAUAUGGAAUCAUGAUGGUAAUCCAACAGAAUCUCUACAGAUUAACAAACAUGUUAAUAUGUUUAAACAAAAAAUAGCAGAUAAUCCAGCAUUUCUACAAGAUAAAGUUCAUCAGUAUUUCAAGACCAAUAACCAUAGUUUCAGUCUUACAAUGAGUCCUGAUGAAAAGUUUGAAGAAAAGAGAAAGGAAGAGGAGAAGAAGAGAUUAGAAAAGAAAGUAAAAGAAUUAAGUGAUAAAGAUAAACAGAUUUUAUAUGACAGAGGUUUACAAUUAAUGCAGAAACAGAAUGAAGAAGAAAAUUUGACAUGUCUGCCAACCUUGACCCUAGCUGACCUUGAUAGAAAAAUUAAACCUGAACCAGUUGAAACAACAUCAUUAGGUGGGGUACCAGUAUUAUGUAGCAUACAACCUACCAAUGAAGUUACCUAUAUACGUAUGAUAUGUAAUAUAAAUAAUAUACCGUCACAUCUGCUACCCUAUAUUACACUCUUCUCAAGUAUUUUAACACAAAUGGGAGCUGGUGAUUAUGAUUAUAAAAGAUUAUCACAAGAAAUAGAAUUAUAUACAGGAGGUUUAGAUACAUCUCCAUUAAUAUCCCCACAUCAUACACAACCUAAUACUUAUGAAAAGGGACUCCAUUUUAACUCCUAUUGUUUAGAUAAGAAUGUAGACAAGUUAUUAGAGUUAUGGUCUGCUAUAUUCAACAGGCCUGACUUUUCUGAUUUAAAUCGUUUAACAACAUUAAUUAGAAUGGAAGCCAGUGAUUUAGCUAUGGGAUUGGCUGAUUCCGGUCAUAGAUAUGCCAUGGGUCAUUCAGCGGCCUCUCUAUCACCAGCUGAUAAUUUAUCAGAAACUCUUAAUGGCAUGACACAGGUGUCAUUUAUGAAGAAAAUAGCAGAAAAAACUGACCAGGAAGAAACAUUAGAGAAAUUAAAAGAAUUAGCCAAGUUUAUCCUGAAUAAAGACAGUUUAAGGAUAUUAAUUAAUGCCACUCCUGAACAUAUGUCACAAGCUGUAAAGUCGGUUGAUAGAUUUCUACAAGAAAUUCCUGGUAAUCAUUCAUCAUCAUAUAAUCAUGUUAAUGAGGAAAGUUUUAAGAUAAAUCCAUUAAAUACCCAGUUUGAACUUCCCUUCUCUGUAAACUACGUAGCUAAAAGUUGCCAAACUGUCCAGUCCACACAUGAAGAUUUUGCAAGUUUAAGGGUGUUGGCAAGUCUAUUAUCAAGAAAGUAUCUACAUAGAGAAAUCAGAGAAAAGGGUGGGGCCUAUGGAAGUGGAGCAUCAUGUAGUUCUGAUGUAUUUACCUUUUACUCAUACAGAGAUCCUAACAGCACCCAAACAAUGGAUGUAUUUAAUCAAAGUGUACAGUGGGCCUCUAACUCUAAAUUUACAGAUCAAGAUAUUGAUGAAGCUAAACUAGGUGUCUUUCAACAGAUUGAUAAACCUAUACCACCAGGAAAACGAGGUAUGUUAUUAUUUACCAGUCAGAGAACCGAUGAAAUGAGACAGAAAUCAAGAGAUGAAUUAUUCUCUGUUAGUAGAGAUGAUAUUAUUGCUGUUACAAACAGAUAUUUAAAAGAUAAUCAAAAACCAACAAGUUUAACAUUUUUGGGUCCAGCUAAUGAACAGAUCAGAUCUAAUCAAGACAAGUGGAAGAUUAUCAAAGAUUGAUGAAAUAAUCCAGAUCAAUACUAUUCGUAUAGCGAUGACAUUAUCAUUAGAGAUAACAUUUUAUUGUUGUUCUGACAACAAGUGACUAUAUAUGCUGUAUAUGCCGGACAUAUGCUAUGUGAAUUGGCAAACAUCCGACCAGAAAUAUGCCUAAUCGGACAUCAAGAUGUGUGAAUAACUAUUACUAAUCUUGAUUUUCUAUGACAGAUGGGAUUUAUUAAGUAAUCAACCCUUUUUUAGUGUCAUGAUUGACUUAAUUCAAUAUUAACUCACUAUUGGUCAAUUUCAAUCAAUAGGGAUGUUAUCUAACUGUGAAAAUAUGGGAUUCUAAUAUUCACAAACUCCAAAAUAAUGAUUAAAAAAAUGAGUGUAAAAUGGACUAACUGUUCCAGUAUUUCACCGAACAUAAUUGAUGAGAAAUUGAAAUUACAACAAAAAAUUUGAAAAUUGAAUGUAAAUCACUUUAUACACUUAUAUUACAUUAAUAUGUGCUUUUAGAUUUCAAUAGAGCUAUACAACCAUUAAUGUACGAUAUUUCCUUCAUAUCUUAAUUCUGAAAAUUUGCGGUUUCUCCUUUGUCGGACAUUUUAAAAUCAAGGUAGUUUUAUGAUUUCCAGAUGCAAUUGUUCAUAAGGCAUUUGCUUGUCAGUAGAGUGAGAAAGAGAUUAUUCAAAACAUAAUUAAAAAUUUUCUUUUAAAGAAAUAAAGAAAGUUUUUGCCACCCC
This is a messenger RNA of Patella vulgata (common limpet), 3758 nucleotides long. Its product is annotated as presequence protease, mitochondrial. The record is from RefSeq and is a predicted model, not a curated record. The coding region runs from base 1 to 3033 and encodes 1010 amino acids. Lineage: Eukaryota; Metazoa; Mollusca; Gastropoda; Patellidae. Gene Ontology annotation, cellular component: mitochondrial matrix. Gene Ontology annotation, biological process: protein processing. Gene Ontology annotation, molecular function: metal ion binding. The transcript has 28 exons.